AUGAACCCUAAAAUAGACGAAAAAUGCAUCAAUGAAAUUCGUAUGUUGUCAGCUGAACUUCCAUUAAAGGCCAAUAGUGGACAUCAAGGUGCACCAAUCGGAUGUGCACCUAUGGCCCAUAUUUUGUGGGGAUAUAUUAUGAACUAUUAUAAUGAAGAUACAAAUUGGAUUAAUAGAGAUAGAUUUGUAUUAUCAAAUGGCCACGCUAGUGCAUUAUUAUACACUAUGCUAUAUUUGACAGAACAAGGGUUAACUAUGGAGGAUCUAAAGAAUUUUCGACAAUUGGAAAGCUUAACACCAGGGCAUCCAGAAAAACAUAUUACCAAAGGUGUGGAAGUAACCACAGGACCAUUAGGACAAGGUGCUUCGAACGCAGUUGGUAUGGCUAUAUGUGCACAUAACUUAGCAGAAAAAUAUAACACAAAGGAAUAUCCAAUUUUUGACAACUAUGUGUAUGCUAUAUGUGGUGAUGGAUGUAUGCAAGAAGGUGUGUUUUGUGAAUCAGCUUCCUUGGCAGGUCAUUUAGGGUUAGGAAGAUUAAUAGUUUUAUAUGAUGACAAUAAAAUAACAAUUGAUGGAAAUACAGAAUUAUCAUUUACAGAAAAUAUUGAAAAAAAAUUUGAGGCUUUAAAUUGGGAAGUAAGAAAAGUAUCGAAUGGAAACACAGAUUUUGAAAAUUUACUAGCACAAAUUGAAGAAUCGAAAAAAAAUAAAAAACAACCAUCACUAAUUAUUGUUCAGACAUCUUGUGGUUAUGGAACGAAAGUAGAAGGAACAUGUAAAUCUCAUGGGUUAGCAUUAAAAGAAGAAGAUUUGAAAAAGGCAAAAGCAUUUUUUGGUCUAGAUCCUGAAAAACAAUUCCACAUUUCAGAUGAAGUGAAAACUUUUUAUAAAAAUGUUAUACAAAAAAAAAAAGAAAAUUAUUUGAAAUGGAAAGAUAUGUUUGAAAAAUACACCUUGCAAUAUCCUGAAAAAGGACAAGAAAUUUUGAGAAGAUUUGAAAAAAAAUUACCACAUAAUUGGAUAGAAGUCUUACCUAAAUACACAACUGUUGAUGUCCCAGGAGCUACUAGAAAUUUAUCAGGUGCUGUUUUAAAUUGUAUAAAUAAAAUUUUACCUGAGUUGAUAGGUGGAAGUGCAGAUUUAACAGAUUCUAAUUGUACAUCUUUAAAGGAAGAAAAAGAUAUUAACAAAAAUUCUUAUGCAAACAAGUACAUCAGGUAUGGUGUACGAGAACAUGGUAUGGUGGCUGUAACAAAUGGAAUUUAUGCUUAUGGAGGAUUUGAACCUUUUUGUGCAACUUUUCUAAAUUUCUAUACUUAUGCAUUUGGUGCACUAAGAUUAGCUGCCUUGUCAAAUUAUCACAUCUUAUGUAUAGCAACACAUGAUUCUGUUGAAUUAGGAGAAGAUGGCCCAACACAUCAACCCAUUGAAGUUUUAUCCUUACUUAGAUCAACACCAAAUUUGAAUAUAAUUAGACCAGCAGAUGGUAAUGAAGUAUCAGGUGCAUAUUUAUGUCAUUUUGAGAAUCCCCAAACACCAACCGUUAUUGCUUUAUGUAGAAAUAAAGUACCCCAUUUAAAAAAUACGUCAGCAGAAUUAGUCCUAAAAGGUGCAUACAUUUUAGAAGAUUUUGACGAUACCAAUGAUAAUCAGAAGGUCAUUCUGUGCGCAUGUGGUUCAGAAUUGCAUCUUUGCUUUGAUGCAAAAAAUAUUCUAAAAGAGGAACAUAAUUUAAAUGUACGAAUUGUAAGCUUUCCAUCAUGGACUUUAUUCAAAAAGCAAUCAGAAGAGUAUCAAAGUUCAGUUAUGAUGCACCAUAAUGUUAAAAUCGUUAGAUUCUAUAUGGAGCCUGCAUCUACCCAUGGAUUCGACACCUAUUUUAAUGUCUACAUAGGUAUUAAUCAAUUUGGCUAUUCAGCCCCUAAGGAUAAAAUAUGGAAUCAUCUGGGAUUUACUCCUCAAAAUAUAGUUCAGAAAGUAUUAACGUUUAUAAAAACGAAAAUGAACAAUUGA
Plasmodium gonderi is the source of this 2016-nucleotide messenger RNA. RefSeq names its product transketolase. Gene Ontology annotation, molecular function: transketolase activity. Bases 1 to 2016 code for a protein of 671 amino acids. Gene Ontology annotation, biological process: pentose-phosphate shunt. Gene Ontology annotation, cellular component: cytosol. The transcript has a single exon. NCBI's taxonomy places the organism in Eukaryota, Apicomplexa, Aconoidasida, Haemosporida, Plasmodiidae. The record is from RefSeq and is a predicted model, not a curated record.